Molecule: messenger RNA, 1377 nt
Organism: Funneliformis caledonium
Lineage: Eukaryota; Fungi; Glomeromycota; Glomeromycetes; Glomerales; Glomeraceae
Source: the annotation of a GenBank genome assembly
AUGACUCGCCAACUUCCCGCUGACUGUUUAAAUGAAAUAUUUGAGAUAUUGAACGACAAUGUCGCUUUACAUUCGUGCUUGCUUGUUAAUCGUCUUUGGUGUGAAGUUUCUGUUAGAAUCCUAUGGAGAAGAAUUUGGAAUUAUAGUACCUUAAUUGAUUGUCUUCCCAAAGAGUCAAAAGAAACCUUAUAUAAUAAUGAAAUUAUUAUAAAUCCAUCCUUGAAACCUCCACUAUUUAAUUAUGUUUCAUUUCUUAGAUAUCUUUCAAUUGAUAAAUUUGUUAGAAUCUUUAUAAAUCAUCACCCUCUCGCUUCACAAUACCUUAUUGAUAACAAGUUAGUAGUAAUAAUCCAGGAAAUAUUUAAAAUGUUUAUUAGCCGAAUUUCUUCUGUAAAAAAACUAAUGAUUAGAUCAAUAGACAUUCCAAACUUUACAUUUUACUCUUAUCCUGGAGCAAUCGAUUGUUUAACAAAUCUUUCAGAGUUUGACUGUGGUUCAGAUAUCCGUUCCGAAUUUUUUUAUCAAUUAUCUCGAAUAUGUCAUAACGUGCAAUCACUAAGCAUAACACUUAAAUCAGACAUUUCGGAUGGAUUAGCUGAUUUGAUUUCCGUUCAGCAAAAUUUAAAGAUUAUUAUAAUCCAUCAAUCAUAUACUUGUAACAGUGACUAUUUGAAAUGGUUAAUUCCCUUUGUAGCAAAGCAUUCAAAUACUUUAACCAAAGUAGAUAUCAAUGGGGUUAUUGAAGCAUCAUUACUAUUUCUCGUUAAUUGCGAAAACUUGCAAGUACUUUUAUUAAAUAGUUUUAAAGAUUCUUUCAAAGAUUUUAAAAGGUUACAACAUGUUGUCUUUCCACAAUUACGAGAGUUGCAAUUAAAUAAUCAACAUAUAAAACCAGCCUAUGUCAUUAAAUUCUUAGAAAAUAAUGGAAAUUACUUGGAGAAAUAUUAUGGGCUUUAUAAUUAUAAUAAUUCAAUUAAUGUAGCAAUAGGUAAAUUUUGUUCAAAUCUGAAAUUUUUCUGCGUUACUCUUAAAAGGAAUGAAAUGGAAGGGUUUAAAGUAAUUUUAAAUAAUUGUCAUCGAUUGGAAGGUAUUGAAGUUUGGUGUGGGAGUGACUAUUUAAAUGAAAUUGAAUUGUUGGAGGUUGUUGUAAAGUAUUCACCUAAAACUUUCUAUAACUUAUCGUUAUUCUAUACAUCUAAAUCACUUUCAAAUUUAUUGUCAAAAGGAUUGGAAUCCUUUUUUACAAGUUGGAAGGAUCGUACACCACAAAAAUCACUUAAUUUUUCUUUCAAGAACAUGUAUGCCGCGAAUAAUUUAGACUUUAAAAAUGAAAAUAUGAAUAUGUUUGAAAAAAUUUGUAAAGUUAGGUGUUAUUAA